Molecule: messenger RNA, 3261 nt
Organism: Puntigrus tetrazona (Sumatra barb)
Lineage: Eukaryota; Metazoa; Chordata; Actinopteri; Cypriniformes; Cyprinidae
Gene: prpsap1
Product: phosphoribosyl pyrophosphate synthetase-associated protein 1
Exons: 11
Coding region: 164-1273 (369 amino acids)
Biological process (GO): 5-phosphoribose 1-diphosphate biosynthetic process; purine nucleotide biosynthetic process
Cellular component (GO): ribose phosphate diphosphokinase complex; cytoplasm
Molecular function (GO): ribose phosphate diphosphokinase activity; magnesium ion binding
Source: RefSeq, a predicted model, not a curated record
UGUUUGGAAACAGCAGUAAACUCCACAGCAGCCGCCGGACUUCUUCAACGGCUGUUACAUCAUUCGCGUUCCCGUGUACGACGGCGACAAAACCGCGCGACCGUGUAGCGUUAGACCAGCACGCGUCUCGUUCGUCUCAGCGGUAACCUUAAGUCGGUUAAACAUGAACGUGGCUAAAAGUGGUUAUCGCGUUUUCUCCGCCAACUCUACGCCCGCGUGCACGGAACUCUCUAAGAAGAUUACCGAGCGUCUUGGAGUAGAGCUGGGGAAGUCUGUUGUUUACCAGGAGUCGAACCGAGAAACGAGAGUUGAGAUUAAAGAGUCUGUGAGAGGCCAAACGAUCUUCAUCAUCCAAACCAUUCCCAGAGACGUCAACACCGCUAUUAUGGAGCUGCUGAUUAUGGCCUAUGCGCUGAAGACCUCCUGUGCCAAGAACAUCAUCGGCGUCAUCCCGUACUUCCCCUACAGUAAACAGUGUAAGAUGAGGAAGAGGGGAUCCAUAGUGUGCAAACUGCUCGCCUCCAUGUUAGCCAAAGCAGGUCUGACUCAUAUAAUCACCAUGGAUCUGCACCAGAAAGAGAUCCAGGGCUUCUUUACUUUUCCCGUGGACAACCUUCGGGCUUCUCCGUUCCUGCUGCAGUACAUCCAGGAGGAGAUUCCUGAUUAUAGAAAUGCUAUCAUUGUAGCCAAGUCCCCAUCUGCUGCUAAAAGGGCUCAGUCGUAUGCGGAGCGCCUUCGUCUUGGUCUGGCCGUCAUGCACGGAGAAGCGCAGUGUUCAGAGUCCGACAUGGCAGAUGGCCGGCAUUCUCCUCCAUGCGUCCGUAACACCAUCGGUCACCCCGGCUUGGAGUUGCCAUGCAAACAACAAGCUCCGUUCCCAGGCAUAGAGCUCCCAAUAAUGAUGGCCAAGGAGAAGCCGCCCAUCACUGUUGUCGGAGAUGUUGGAGGCCGCAUCGCCAUCAUUGUCGAUGACAUUAUUGAUGAUGUGGAGGACUUUGUGGCAGCAGCUGAGAUUUUGAAGGAGAGAGGAGCUUAUAAGAUUUACAUCAUGGCCACCCAUGGACUCUUAUCUGCAGACGCCCCGCGCCUCAUCGAGGAAUCCGCAAUAGACGAAGUGGUGGUGACCAACACUGUCCCUCAUGAGGUGCAAAAGCUGCAGUGCCCUAAGAUUAAGACGGUGGAUGUCAGCAUGAUCCUGGCAGAGGCUAUCCGACGCAUUCACAACGGGGAGUCCAUGGCUUACCUGUUCCGCAACAUCACAGUAGACGACUAGCCACAGAUGAGGAGGUGUAGAGUUUAGGGAAAUAUCUCCACUCUUACACAGUUGAGAGGUGUGCCAAUGCAGUUCCCCAUUCCCAGCCAAACAAACACUGCAGUCACCUUCGUUUCCCAGAUAAACCCAUUGUCCUCUGCAAAACAAUUCAAGCGAAUCUCCAUUGCCAAAUUAUAUAGUCAAAAUCUAAAGUUAAUGAAGAUUUGCCAGUGUGCAGAUAUGAAAUGAUGCAAAGAACAUAAUUUUUUAUAACUUUUAAUGAUACUCUGCAGUAAAAUCAUCAGUUUUAGAUUGACUGGUAAAGCUUUACAUUAAGGUUCCUUCGGUUAACAUUAGUUAAUGCAUUAGCGAUUAGAAUAUUAUUUGUUGCAGUAUUUAUUAAUGUUGUUUUAAUAUCAAUCUAAGUAUGGUUAAUUGCUAGUUUGUAUUAACACUUUGUUUUAAUAAUAUAUAACAACUGAUUAUCUUGUUCCACGCCAGCAUUUUUGAAAAAAAAAAAAAUAAAAAUACAGUUGCCAGUCACUGCCAGCAUUUUUGCUAUUUUUCAGAAAAAAAUUAUCCACAGAAUAUUUUUUUGUAUUAAUAUCUUUAAUGCAAUGCAUUAAAAAAAAACGCAGUCUCUACUUAUAAACAUUCUAGCUUCAAGCAUUCUUUUUUUUUUUUUUUUUUACUAAAAGCUAAUAAAAUGUCUUUUUUAUCCAGUGUUACAGGUGGGGAAAGAGUUAAUAAAUAUAUUAGAAGUAUUUUCUUAAUGCAGUUAACUAAAGUGUGACCAUUCCACUGUUAUGGAAAACUGAUGAUUUUACUGCUUAUGAGUAUUUCUGAUUUAUUUUGGUUUCGUUGUACAAUAGUUCCUCCAAUUCGAAAGGGAUAGUCCGCCCCAAAAGUGAAAUCUAUCAUAUUUACCCGCAUUGAUCUUUGCUUGUAUAAUUUUAUUACAACUCUGGAAAAAGCCCCAAAGCAAACAACCCUUCUUUGCAGUAGUUUUUUUUUUUUUUUUUUUUUUCAGCAUAUUCUUUCAAAUAUUCCUAUUUUUCCAUGCGAGAGUCCAAGUCGUACAGGAUUGAAGUGUGAUUUUUUUUGGGUGAACUGUCGGUUAAUAUCCAUGGCGCAGGUUAAGGAACCGAAAUAUAGUGUGUUGCAGAAAAUGCUGGUUUCCGGGUGGUUUGGUUAGUUGAUUUGUUAAUAAAUGUUUACUCAAACGAAUGAGUUCCAAAUGAACCAAGUACUGUGAAUACGUUACGUCUCGUAAAACGCAUCUGUACUCCUACGUAACAAAACUAUGCGAGCUAAAAACGGCAUGUUCCUCAGUUUCAGUGCGUUACUAACGUCAAGAUCUGCAUUGCCUGGUGUAGAAGAUAAGACUUUGGGUUUUAUCUUGAAUUAACCACGUUAGCAAUACUAGGCCAGUUAUGUUCUGCAGAUACAUUUAGCGUUACCUAAACGAGUAUGCUGUGAUCACCUGCCUCGUUAGCAGUGACAUCUACCGUUAAAAUAAAAAAAAAAACGUUUAGCUUUCGCUUCCUGAUUGAACCUGGAGCAGGAUCGUAAAACCCAAUGGUAAAGCUAACCACAACGCAUGAGUUUUGUGUGUCGGGUAGAGCGGGAUCACAGACGCACCAGCACUGCCCCCCCCCCAACCACCCCCCCGCACGUCCACGUACUUCCUCUGUGUGCGUUUGUCUCUGCCGUCGAGCCGCCCCUACGUGUUCGUUUGAAGCACAGCUACACUUCUUUCUUUUAAACGUCGUCUUCCACCUCUGUGUUCCUCAUUUGUGCGUCGACUAGCCGUUUCCCAGUGCCUCACUCUGUGAGAGCGAGCGUGGUUGCUAUGGCAACCUUAUUCAGAGCCGUUCUAGCUGUGUUUUUGCAGUACAGCGCAGAUACGGUCCAACCUUACGGAGAACAUGCGGUUUUGCUACAGUGCAUUGUAUCUGCUGUUGCUUUGCAAUCUUAUUUUUGUAAAUAAACACAAGUGAUUCGCUUCA